CCUAAUUUUCCUUCUACUUUCCCCACCGCAGAUUUCAUCAUGAAUUUUUUUCAAUUUGCGUGUUGAGUUGAUCGGACGCUGUUAGGUCUGAUCCUUCACCAUGUUCGAAGCUCACGUACUGCAUUUGCUUCGAAAAUAUUUGGGCGAAUAUGUACAUGGACUGUCUUCCGAGGCGUUGAGAAUCAGUGUCUGGAAGGGUGAUGUUGUACUCAAGGAUUUGAAACUGAAGGCUGAGGCACUUAAUGCACUAAAACUCCCUGUUACUGUCAAAGCUGGCUUUGUUGGUACCAUUACAUUGAAGGUUCCGUGGAAAAGUUUGGGGAAAGAACCUGUGAUUGUUCUGAUCGAUCGUGUGUUUGUUCUCGCUCAUCCUGCUGCUGAUAGUCGGACUAUAAAGGAGGAGGAUAGGGAAGAACUUUUCCAAGCCAAGCUCCAGCAGAUUGAGGAAGCAGAGUCAGCUACACUUGAUGCAAUAUCUAAGUCUAAGCCAGGAAGUUCGUCUUCUGGAAAUUCAUGGCUGAGUUCUCUAAUUUCUACAAUUAUUGGAAAUCUCAAGAUAUCUAUCAGCAAUGUGCAUAUCAGAUAUGAAGAUUCAGUCAGUAAUCCAGGCCAUCCAUUUUCUUCAGGUGUGACUUUGGCUAAGCUUGCUGCUGUUACAAUGGAUGAGCAGGGGAAUGAAACUUUUGAUACCAGUGGUGCUUUAGAUAGAUUGAGGAAGUCAGUGCAACUUGAGAGGCUAGCUCUUUAUCAUGAUUCUAACAGGCUUCCUUGGGAGAUUGAUAAGAGAUGGGAGGAUAUCAGUCCCCAUGAAUGGAUUGAGAUAUUUGAAGAUGGCAUAAAUGAGCCUACUGAUGAUCAUAAGUUGGUGUCUAAGUGGGCUAUGAACCGGUCAUACUUGGUUUAUCCUAUCAAUGCAGUUCUGCAGUAUCACCGUCUUGGAAACCAAGAAAGAAUUAAUCCAGAAAUUCCAUUUGAGAAAGUUUCCCUUGUCCUUACGAAUGUCUCUCUUACUCUUACAGAGGCUCAGUAUCAUGAUUGGAUUAAACUUUUGGAAGCUGUUUCAAGAUAUAAAACAUAUAUGGAAGUUUCUCAUUUACGACCUGCAGUUCCCAUCUCAAAGGCUCCUUAUUUAUGGUGGCAGUAUGCUGCACGGGCUGCGCUCCAGCAGCAGAAGAUGUGUUACCGCUUGUCUUGGGACCAAAUUCGGCAUCUUUGUCAGUGUCGGCGACGAUACAUUCAGUUGUACGUGACUUCUCUUCAAGAUUUAUCACAUGUCAACCGCACAGAACUAAGAGAAAUAGAGAAGGAUCUCGAUUCGAAAGUGAUUCUUCUAUGGAGGCUACUAGCUCAUGCCAAGGUUGAAUCUGUGAAAUCCAAGGUAGCAGCUGAAGAAAGGAGGAUCAAGAAAAAGGGCUGGUUUUCAUUUAGAUGGCGUGCUGACACAGAAGAAACCUCUCCGGAUGAUGCUUCUGAGGGCCAACAGCUUACAGAAGAAAGUUUGACUAAAGAUGAAUGGCAUGCAAUCAAUAAGUUACUAAGUUACCAGCCUGAUGACGAGUUGAUGCCAAGACCCGCAAAAGAUAUGCAGAAUAUGGUCCAGUUUCUGGUAACUGUAUCUAUUGGUCAGGGUGCUGCUAGGAUUAUCAGUGUGAAUCAGGUAGAAAUUGUCUGUGGUCGAUUUGAGCAACUUCAAGUGUCAACAAAGUUCAAGCAUCGCAGCGUUUACUGUGAUGUGUUACUGAAGUUUUAUGGUUUAUCUGCUCCUGAAGGUUCACUUUCCCAGAGUGUUUAUAGUGAGCAAAAGGUGAAUGCAUUAGUGGCUAGUUUUGUGCACUUGCCAAUUGGGGAGAAUAUUGACUGGAGAUUGUCAGCGACAAUUGCUCCCUGCCAUGUUACGGUUUUGAUGGAAAGUAUUGAUCGUAUCUUAGAGUUUUUGAAGCGAAGCAAGGCAGUCAGUCCUACUGUUGCAUUGGAGACAGCUACUGCCUUGCAGGUGAAGUUUGAGAAAGUGACUCGCAGAGCACAAGAGCAAUUUCAAAUGGUUUUAGAGGAACAAAGCAGAUUUGCCUUUGAUAUUGAUCUUGAUGCUCCAAAAGUUAGAGUUCCUCUCAGAUCUAGUGGUUCAGACAGAUGUGAUAGUCAUUUUCUUUUGGAUUUUGGUCAUUUUACAAUGCACACUGCGGAAAGCCAGUGUGAUCAGCAGCGGCAGAAUCUUUAUUCUCGGUUUUACGUAUCUGGACGAGAUAUCGCUGCUUUUUUUACGGACUGUGGCUCUGAUUUCGGGAGCUGCAGCUUGGUGAUGCCAGAUUAUGAUAGUCAAAUACUGAACUCCCCCAUUACCGAAAAAGUUGAAAAUGUCUAUUCUCUAAUUGAUAGGUGUGGAAUGGCAGUACUUGUUAAUCAGAUUAAAGUGCCUCAUCCUAGUUACCCAUCCACUCUUAUUUCCAUUCAAGUGCCGAACCUUGGUGUUCACUUUUCAUCAGAGAGAUAUUUCAGAAUCAUGGAACUGCUGAACAUAUUGUAUAAGACUAUGGAAACUUGUAGUGAGCCUCCAGCUGAUAGUUUGCAAUCCAAACUUGCUCCUUGGAGUCCUUCAGAUCUUGCUUCUGAUGGUAGAAUCCUAGUUUGGAAGGGAAUUGGCAACUCUGUUGCUACGUGGCAUCCUUGUUUCCUAGUGCUUUCAGGAUCGUAUCUUUAUGUAUUUGAAUCUGCAAAGUCCCAAAGUUACCAGCGAUGCCUAAGCAUGGCUGGUAGGCAAGUCAUUGAUGUUCCCCCAACAAGUGUUGGUGGUUCCCCAUUUUGUAUUGCUGUAAGCACCAGGGGGGUGGACAUUCAGAAGGCUCUGGAAUCUUCUAGUACCUGGAUCUUAGAUUUUCGAGAGGAAGAGAAGGCUAGCUGGUCUAAAGGACUUAUUCAAGCUACAUAUCAAGCUUCUGCCCCCCCAUCAGUUGAUGUGCUAGGUGACUCAAAGGGUGCUACUGCUUCCUACAAUGUUCUUAAUACAACAAAUCCAAAAACAGCUGACAUUGUUAUAAAUGGGUCAUUGGUGGAAUUCAAGCUGUUUAUAUAUGGAAAGGUCAGAUACAACAUUGAUGGAAAACUUGAUGAGUCUCUAAUUCUUGAAGUUGUUGCGGAUGGGGGAAAGGUGCAUGUCAUUCUUGCAGAUGGUGACCUGACAGUGAAGAUGAAAUUGCAUUCUUUAAAAAUUAAGGAUGAACUUCAGGGUCGUUUAUCUGCAGCUCCACGUUAUCUAGCUGUUUCAAUCUUGAAAAAUGAAACUGCAUCUUCUUCCUCUGGCUCAUUUGCUUCCCAUGGGAAGGAUGUAUCUCUUGGAUUUCCUGAUGAUGAUGAUAGCUUUAUGGAUGCAUUAUCUGAAUUCAUUUCUCAAGCAGAUGGAGGACAUUAUUUACAUAAUAUGGAUUUGGAUCAGCAAGGUUUGAUGGGGAUUGCUUCUGAUCUUGUGUCUUUUGAAAGCUUAAUGCAUGAAAAGGAAAUUGAAAAGGGAAAGGGCAAUCCUCAUGAAGUAUAUUAUGAGGCAGAGGGAAGUGAUACUUCAAAUUUUGUAUCUGUCUCCUUCUCAACAAGGAGUUCUGGCUCACCUGAUUAUGAUGGUAUAGACACACAGAUGUGUGUUCGUAUGUCCAAACUGGAAUUCUUUUGCAACCGACCCACUAUUGUUGCUUUGAUAAGUUUUGGCUUGGAUAUAAGCUCUGGAAAUAAAGUGACAAAUCAUACAGACAUUUCGGCAAAUUCUGCAGAUAGACCUUUGGUGAAGGAGAGGACUGAUGAAAAGGGGCGCGUUAGAGGAUUGUUAGGAUUUGGUAAAGAACGUGUAGUAUUUUAUUUAAACAUGAAUGUCGACAAUGUAACUAUUUUUCUUAACAAGGAGGAUGGUUCUCAACUUGCUACGUUAGUACAAGAAAGUUUCCUAAUGGAUCUCAAGGUUCACCCAAGUUCUAUUUCCAUUGAUGGAACAUUAGGCAACUUUAGACUCUGUGAUACAUCCCUUGGAACAAAUGAAUGUUGGGAUUGGCUUUGUGACUUACGUAAUCCUGGUGUUGACUCCCUUAUAAAGUUCAAAUUUAAUUCUUAUAGUGCUGAAGAUGAUGACUAUAAAGGAUAUGACUACAGUUUGCAAGGUCAACUCUCAGCUGUUCGCAUUGUUUUCCUUUAUAGAUUUGUGCAAGAGAUAAUGGUGUACUUUAUGGAACUUGCCUCCCCUCAUACUGAAGAAGCUAUUAAACUUGUUGAUAAAGUUGGAGGAUUUGAAUGGCUGAUUCAGAAAUAUGAAAUAGAUGGAGCUACUGCUCUCAAGCUGGAUCUUGCUCUUGACACUCCAAUUAUCAUUGUUCCUAGGAAUUCAAUCAGCAAAGAUUAUAUACAACUUGAUCUGGGCAAGCUACAGAUUAAAAAUGAAUUCAGUUGGCAUGGAUCUCGAGAAGAAGAUCCAUCAGCUGUGCAUAUUGAUCUUCUUCAUGCUCAGAUUCUGGGUAUUAACAUGUCUGUUGGAAUUGAUGGUUGUCUUGGAAAACCAAUGAUACGGGAAGGUCAAGGACUUGAUAUAUUUGUUCGUCGAAGCUUGAGGGAUGUUUUCCGAAAAGUCCCGACAUUUUCCCUUGAAGUGAAGGUGGAUCUAUUGCAUGGUGUAAUGUCUGACAAAGAAUAUAAGGUGAUUUUGGAUUGUACAUACAUGAAUUUAUCAGAACAGCCAAGGCUUCCAGCUAGCUUUCGUGGUGGAAAAUCUGGUUCGAAGGAUACUAUUAGGCUUCUGGUUGAUAAGGUUAACCUGAACAGUCAACUUCUGUUGUCACAAACAGUUACAAUUAUAACUGUUGUGGUGAACCAUGCCUUGCUGGAGCUUUGUAAUGGCACUGACGGGGAGUCUCCACUGGCUCAUAUUGCGCUGGAAAGUCUUUGGGUUUCAUAUCGUAUGACUUCUUUGUCAGAGACAGACCUCUUUGUGACAAUUCCAAAAUUCUCUAUACUAGAUGUUCGUCCUGAUACGAAACCUGAAAUGCGUCUGAUGCUAGGAUCAUCUACUGAUGCUUCCAAACAAGCAGUUACUGGGAAAGUUCCCUUAUCAUUUAAACUGGGUAGCUUAAGGAGGACUAUGAGUGAAGCUGUAAUUGAUGAUAUGCCCAUUUCAACAAUGUUCUUGAUGGACUGCAGGUGGCGGAUGUCAUCCCAAUCAUUUGUGAUUCGUGUGCAGCAACCACGACUCCUUGUUGUGCCAGAUUUUCUUCUUGCUGUGGCUGAGUUUUUUGUGCCUGCUCUGGGAGCACUAACUGGAAGAGAGGAAACAACGGAUCCAAAGAAUGAUCCUAUUAGCCGAAACAGUAGCAUAGUGUUGAUGGAAUCAGUUUACAUGCAGAAAGAUGAUGUGGUGCAGCUCUCUCCAUCUAAACAGUUAGUGGCAGAUUGUGUAGGCAUUGAUGAAUACACAUAUGAUGGUUGUGGAAAGGUUAUUUGUUUAUCUGUUGAAACAGAUGCAAAGGAAGUCCGCAGCACAAGGUUUAGACCAAUUAUAGUCCUUGGACAUGGUAAAAGAUUGCGAUUUGUUAAUGUAAAAAUUGAGAAUGGUUUUCUUCUAAGGAAGUAUACGCACCUGAGUAAUGACAGCAGCUACUCAAUCUCUAUAGAAGAUGGGGUUGACAUUGUGGUUCCAGGCAAUUUGUCAUCUGGUGAUGAGGAAAGCCUUGACAACAUGAAUCAAACAUUGGACACUUCUAUAUAUUCUCAAAGUGAAUCAAAUGAAGCUCGAAGUUUUACCUUUGAAACCCAGGUUGUUUCUUCCGAGUUCACGUUCUAUGAUGGUACGAAGUCAUUUCUUGAUGAUUCAUCUUAUGGCGAGAAGCUUAUUCGUGCAAAGUUGGACCUGAGCUUCAUGUAUGCCUCCACAGAAAAAGACACUUGGAUCAAAGCCCUGGUGAAGGAUUUUACUGUUGAGGCUGGUUCUGGACUUAUCAUUCUAGAUCCAGUGGAUAUAUCAGGAGGAUAUACUUCUGUGAAAGACAAAAAAAAUAUAUCAUUGCUAUCAACGGACAUUUGUAUUCAUCUUUCACUAAGUGCUGUUUCUCUUAUACUAAAUCUUCAAAGUCAGGCAUCUGCUGCAUUAAAUUUUGGAAAUGCAUCUCCCCUUAUUCAAUGCACCAACUUUGACCAAAUCUGGGUGUCUGAGAAAGAGACUGGUCCCAAAAGCAAUAUUACCUUUUGGAGGCCUCGAGCUCCUGCAAACUAUGUUGUAUUAGGAGAUUGUGUGACAUCAAGGCCAAUUCCUCCUUCACAGGCUGUAAUGGCAGUAAGUAACACAUAUGGCCGUGUAAGGAAGCCUGUUGAUUUCCAUCUUAUUGGGUCAUUCAUGAAUAUUCUAGGGCAUGGUGGAGGUGAAGGCCAUUCUGUUUCUGACAGUGAUUGUUCUCUUUGGAUGCCCAUUGCGCCCCCAGGGUACACAACACUAGGCUGUGUAGCCCAUGUUGGGAACCAACCACCACCAAAUCAUGUUGUUCAUUGCUUACGUUCUGAUCUUGUGACAUCAGCAAAAUAUUCAGACUGCUUAUUUAAUAUCCCAUCAAACAAUCAAUUCAGAUCUGGAUUUAGCAUAUGGCGCCUUGAUAAUGCUAUUGGCUCAUUUUUUGCACAUUCUGCAACUGGUUGCCCUCUCAAAGACAUAUGUUAUAACUUAAAUUAUCUGCUUGUCUGGAAUUCAAUUCGAGCUCCUCUGAUCGGUCCAGUGUCAGAUUUUAAUUCUGAACUUGAAAAUAAUAAUCAGCAGACAAGCAAAAGUGUGAAUACAUCUGGAUGGGAUAUUCUCAAGUCCAUUUCAAAAGCAACUAACUGCUAUAAGUCUACACCGAACUUUGAAAGGAUUUGGUGGGACAAAGGUAGUGACCUCCGUCGCCCAGUCUCCAUUUGGCGACCUAUCGAACAUCGUGGUUAUGCUGUUUUGGGUGAUUGCAUUACUGAAGGCCUAGAGCCUCCUCCACUGGGAAUAAUCUUCAAGAAUGACAAUCCUGAUAUCUCUUCAAAACCUGUUCAAUUUACCAGAGUUUCCCAUAUUGUAGGGAAAGGGUUUGAUGAAGUUUUCUUCUGGUAUCCUAUAGCUCCUCCUGGUUAUGUUUCUCUGGGAUGUGUUGUCUCCAGAACAGAUGAAGCCCCACGUGCAGAUUUGUUUUGCUGCCCAAGGAUGGAUCUUGUAAGCCAAGCAAACAUUCAUGAGGUGCCUCUUUUGAGAUCUUCAAGUUCAAGGGCUCCUCAAAGUUGGAGCAUAUGGAAAGUUGAAAAUCAGGCAUGCACUUUUCUUGCUCGUUCUGACCUUAAAAAACCAUCAAGCCGAUUGGCCUACAAAAUUGGUGAUUCUAUGAAGCCCAAGAAUCGGGAAAACAUAAAUGCUGAGCUGAAGUUGCGAUGCUUUUCCCUUACGAUUUUGGACAGCUUAUGUGGAAUGAUGAGACCCCUAUUUGACACUACAAUUACAAAUAUUAAGCUUGCAACACACGGUGGACUAGAUGGGAUUAAUGCAGUACUGAUUUCUUCAAUUGUUGCUUCAACCUUCAAUGCACAAUUAGAGGCAUGGGAGCCCCUUGUGGAGCCAUUCGAUGGAAUAUUCAAGUUUGAAACUUUUGAUACCAAUGUACAAUCGCCAUUAGGACUUGGGAAGCGAGUUCGAAUUUCUGCUACCAGCAUCUUGAAUGUAAAUCUCAGUGCAGCAAACCUUGAAUCCUUCGUGGGAAGCAUUCUUUCAUGGAGAAGACAGUUAGAGCUUGAACAGAAAGCAUCCAAGCUAAAUGCGGAGGUUGGUGGUCAACAAGGCAAAGGAGAAAAUACAACUUUUUCUGCACUAGAUGAGGAUGACUUGCAGACUGUGAUAAUAGAAAAUAAACUUGGGUGUGACAUUUUUGUCAAAAAAGUUGAACAUGAUGUAGAUACAGUUGACAAGCUACAUCAUGGCGAUUGUGCUUCUGUGUGGAUUCCACCUCCUAGGUUUUCAAAUAGGUUAAAUGUUGCGGAUGAAUCUAGGGAAGCACGUUAUUAUGUUGCUGUACAGAUACUUGAAGCCAAGGGUUUACCUAUCAUUGAUGAUGGUAACAGCCAUAACUUCUUCUGUGCUUUGCGUCUCAUUGUUGACAGUCAAGCAUCAGAACAGCAAAAGCUUUUUCCCCAAAGUGCAAGAACAAAGUGUGUGAAGCCUGUAGUAUCAAGAAUUAAUGAUUGGGAUGAAGGCAGAGUAAAGUGGAAUGAACUUUUCAUAUUUGAAGUUCCCCGAAAGGCCCCUGCUAAGUUGGAGAUAGAGGUUACGAAUCUUGCUGCAAAAGCUGGAAAAGGGGAUGUUGUGGGUGCACUUUCUUUUUCUGUUGGACAUGGAGCAAAUACUCUAAAGAAGAUUCCUUCAGUGAGAAUGUUUCAUCAACCGUAUGAUGUUCAGAAUAUUAGAUCAUAUCCACUCAGUAGAAUGCAAAGCAAUGUUGAAGACAUGCAUGAUGGGUGCCUCUUUAUUUCAACUUCCUAUUUUGAAAAAAACACAAUUGCUAACCUUCCAAAAGAUAUGGAAAUUGAGAACGUUGCUGAUAGAGACAUAGGUUUUUGGGUGGGGCUUGGUCCUGAGGAUGAGUGGGAGUGUAUUCGAUCAUUGCUUCCACUUUCAGUGGUUCCAAAAUCAUUACAGAAUGAAUAUAUUGGUAUGGAAGUUGUGAUGAAAAAUGGAAAGAAGCAUGUAAUUUUCAGGGGUCUUGUUACAGUAGUGAAUGAUUCGGAUGUGAUGUUGAAUAUUUCAACAUGUCAUGCAUCUCAUGGUUAUGAUCCCUCACCUGGAGCAAACAGUUCUAAUACUAGCGUAGCAAAUACCGUGCACCCUGGAGCUUCUGCUGUUUUAUCUUGGAGAAGUACAUCCAAGGACUCUGACCAAUGUUUGCAAGUUCGACCUCAUUUUGAUAAUUCUCAGCCCUCAUUCUCAUGGGGUCGUGUUGUAGCUGUCGGUUCAAGUUAUAUAUAUACCAAAGACCAAUUUUUAGUUCAAGGUUCUAGACAGAAUUCUGUGACACCCGAUUCUUUGAAGCUGAAUGAGCUUGAGAAAAAGGAUAUACUUCUGUGCUGUAAUCCUAGUAAUGGAAAUAAACAAUUAUGGCUUAGUGUGGGUACAGAUGCCUCAGUUCUUAAUACUGAACUAAAUGUACCUGUAUAUGAUUGGAGAAUAUCUAUCAACUCUCCUAUAAAAUUGGAGAACCGGCUUCCUUGUCCUGCUGAAAUUUCGAUCUCAGAGAAAACAAAGGAAGGAAAUUGUGUUAAGCGGCAUCAUGGUGUCAUAUCUUCUCGUCAAAGUGUACAUAUUUAUUCCGCCGAUAUUCAGAAACCUUUGUAUCUUACUUUGGCUGUGCAGGGUGGUUGGGUUAUGGAAAAGGACCCCAUUCUUGUACUGGAUCCUUCUUUCUCAAAUCAUGUCUCAUCUUUCUGGAUGGUUCACCAGCAAAGUAGAAGGAAAUUGCGUGUGAGCAUUGAACAUGAUAUGGGUGGGACAAAUGCUGCACCAAAAACCUUAAGACUUUUUGUCCCUUAUUGGAUUGUCAAUGAUUCUUCUCUAGCUUUGGCAUAUCGUGUGGUGGAAGUGGAACCUAUGGAAAAUGCAGAGAUGGAUUCUGUCUCUCUCUCUAGGGCAGUUAAGUCUGCCAAGACAGCCUUGAAAAAUCCCAUAAGCUCAAUGGAUAAAAGGCAUUUUUCAAGGAGAAACCUACAAGUACUUGAAGUAAUUGAAGACAAUAGCCCAUUCCCUAGCAUGCUUUCUCCACAAGAUUAUGCUGGUCGUAGUGGAGUUACAAUGUUUCAAUCUCAGAAAGAUACAUACUUGUCACCUAGGCUGGGCAUUUCUGUUUCUAUGCGCCAUUCUGAAGUUUACAGCUCUGGGAUUUCUCUGCUUGAAUUGGAAAACAAGGAACGUAUUGAUGUCAAGGCUUUCAAUUCUGAUGGAUCUUACUACAAGCUUUCAGCUUUGUUGAAAAUGACUUCAGACAGAACAAAGGUGGUUCAUUUCCAGCCACACACAAUGUUCAUUAAUAGGGUUGGAUGUAGUCUCUGCCUGCAGCAAUGUGAUACUCAGUCAGCUGUAUGGAUUCAUCCUACUGAUCCUCCAAAACCCUUUGGGUGGCAGUCAUCAGCCAAAGUUGAACUAUUGAAGUUGCGUAUUGAUGGCUACAAAUGGAGUACACCAUUUAGUGUGAGCUAUGAAGGCGCAAUGCGCAUUAGCUUGAAAAAAGAUGUUGGAGAUGACCUAAUGCAAUUAAGGGUAGCAGUAACAACUGGUGCAAAGGGAUCCCGGUUUGAAGUUAUUUUUCGUCCAAAUUCAUUGUCGAGUCCUUACAGGAUUGAAAAUCGCUCCAUGUUCUUGCCCAUUCGCUUUCGUCAAGUUGAUGGUACCGGUGAUUCCUGGCAGCUGCUUCUACCAAAUUCUGCUGCUUCAUUUCUGUGGGAAGAUCUUGGUAGAAGACGUUUAUUGGAAUUCUUGGUAGAUGGAACUGACCCAAUGAAAUCACUCAAGUAUGAUAUUGAUGAAAUUUCUGAUCACCAACCCGUCCAUGUAGCAGAUGGACCAACCAAAGCCUUGCGUGUUACUAUUGUAAAGGAAGAGAAAAUCAAUGUUGUUAAGAUCAGUGAUUGGAUGCCUGAAACUGAACCUACAGGCAUUCUGAGCAGAAGAUAUUUAUCAUUAAUGAAUGAUUCUCAAAAGCAACAACUUAUGUCAAUUACAGAUUGUGAAUUUCACAUAAAUUUUGAUGUUGCUGAGCUUGGGAUAUCUAUUAUUGAUCAUACACCUGAGGAAAUUUUGUACCUGUCUGUUCAGAAUCUUGUUCUGGCAUAUUCAACUGGUUUGGGCUCUGGAAUUAGUAGAUUUGAACUCAGAAUGUGUGGUUUACAAGUGGACAACCAAUUGCCGUUAACUCCGAUGCCAGUUCUUUUUAGGCCACAGAGAGUUGUGGCAGAAACUGAUUAUAUCCUGAAAUGUUCCGUUACAAUGCUGUCAAAUGGAUCGUUGGAUCUUUGUGUCUAUCCAUAUAUUGGUCUUCAUGGGCUAGAAAGUUCUGCUGCCUUUUUGAUAAACAUUCAUGAACCUAUUAUUUGGCGCCUUCACGAAAUGAUCCAGCAGGUGAAGCUCAGUAGGCUGCAUGAUUCUCAAACAACUGCUGUAUCAGUUGAUCCAAUCAUUCAAAUUGGUGUCCUUAAUAUUUCGGAAGUUCGAUUCAAAGUGUCAAUGGCUAUGUCACCAAGUCAAAGGCCAAGGGGUGUUCUUGGGUUCUGGGCAUCCUUAAUGACUGCGUUGGGUAACAUGGAAAAUAUGCCUGUCAGGAUAAACCAGAGGUUUAUCGAGAAUGUGUGCAUGAGGCAAAGUUCUAUGAUUAGCAUGGCUAUCUCAAAUAUCCGGAAGGAUCUUCUAGGCCAGCCACUUCAGCUGCUUUCAGGUGUUGACAUAUUGGGCAAUGCAAGUAGUGCACUUGGACAUAUGAGUAAAGGUGUAGCUGCUUUGUCUAUGGAUAAGAAGUUCAUUCAAAGUCGGCAGAGACAGGAAAGCAAAGGUGUGGAGGAUUUUGGUGAUGUUAUAAGAGAGGGAGGUGGAGCAUUAGCUAAAGGUUUAUUCAGAGGGGUAACUGGCAUUUUGACAAAGCCUCUUGAAGGAGCAAAAUCUUCUGGUGUUGAGGGUUUUGUUCAGGGCGUUGGGAAGGGUAUUAUUGGUGCAGCUGCACAACCAGUGAGUGGAGUUCUGGAUCUUCUGUCAAAAACGACUGAAGGUGCUAAUGCUAUGAGAAUGAAAAUUGCAUCUGCUAUAACAUCUGACGAACAACUUCUGCGGAGGAGACUACCUCGUGUUAUAAGUGGCGAUAAUUUGCUUCGACUAUAUAAUGAGUACAAAGCUGAAGGACAGGUCAUACUGCAGUUGGCAGAAUCAGGUUCAUUUUUUGGCCAGGUUGAUCUAUUCAAAGUUCGCGGAAAGUUUGCCUUAUCAGAUGCAUAUGAAGAUCACUUCAUGCUUCCAAAAGGGAAAAUCCUCAUGGUCACUCAUAGAAGAGUCAUACUAUUGCAACAACCAUCCAAUAUUAUUGCUCAGAGGAAGUUCAGCCCCGCAAGGGAUCCAUGUUCAAUACUAUGGGAUAUACUGUGGGAUAACCUGGGUACAAUGGAACUGACACAUGGAAAAAAAGACAACCCUAAAGCUCCUCCAUCACGGCUCAUUUUAUAUUUGCAGUCUAGAUCAUUGGAUAUGAAAGAAAAUGUUCGCAUUAUAAAAUGCAGCCCUGAAUCCCAUCAAGCUCUUCAAGUUUACUCUUCAAUUGCGCAUGCAUUAAACACCUACGGCCCAGGUGUAAAGGGAAUACCGAAAAAUAAAAUGACAAAACCAUAUUCUCCACUUGUUGAUGGCUCUAGUGUUGAUUUAACCCUGAAAGAAGGGGUUUACCCCUGGUCCCCCGAGCAGAUGCCUGGAUUAGCUCCUCCCUCUUCAACUUUUGGAAGCAGUGCCGAUCCCCAGGAUUGAGUUUCCACUAUACAUUGUUCAUCACCUUCAACAUAAUCAAGGCCGUAUCUUGAGCAGUCCAGCCGAAAUUCUCUCUAUAGUCUGAUCUCAUUCCUGCUCACAUCCGUUCAACCAGUACAGACAGAGAUGACCCCAGUUGCCGUUCAGCUUGAGAGGCAUCUUUGUUUUGCAUUUUCCUCACUAUAUUAUCUGGAAGGAUUGGGAUGGUAAUGCUGGUUUCUGGAACCUUAUACCUAUCUUAUCUGAUAAUAACGGUUAGCUGGAGGGAAUUGAUUCAAAAUCUAUGAAUGCUGAGUUACUCGAUCUCUGAGGAGACAGUUUCCUUUCCGUCUCUGAGCAUCAUGUCCAAUAGUUAUUGUAUAAUAUUGAAGGAAACAGUUUUCAUUGUACAUAUAUACAAAAUCACACAGCUCAGAUAGCACCCUGCUUGUCCCCGUCAUGCCCUUUUCAAGUUUUCUAUCUUUAGAGGAAAGGCCGGUUAUGUACUGCUUUGUAAGUGGGAAUACAAUCUGAAUUGUUUUCCUCCAUUUGAGGAAACAUUUUUGAAAAUUUGCAUAUGCUCCGUCAUUAAUGAAAGU
Gastrolobium bilobum is the source of this 13092-nucleotide messenger RNA. RefSeq lists its product as uncharacterized. The record is from RefSeq and is a predicted model, not a curated record. Lineage: Eukaryota; Viridiplantae; Streptophyta; Magnoliopsida; Fabales; Fabaceae. The coding region runs from base 101 to 12514 and encodes 4137 amino acids. The transcript has 63 exons.